Molecule: messenger RNA, 3990 nt
Organism: Crotalus tigris (Tiger rattlesnake)
Lineage: Eukaryota; Metazoa; Chordata; Lepidosauria; Squamata; Viperidae
Exons: 8
Coding region: 80-3754 (1224 amino acids)
Molecular function (GO): GTP binding
Source: RefSeq, a predicted model, not a curated record
AGAGUCCAGGAAGAGGGUCCAGGAAGGGGGUCCAGAAAAGGGGUCAAGAAAGAGGGUCUGGGAAAGGGAUCCAGGAAGAAUGUCCCAGAAGGGGCCCCAAGAAAGUGGUCAUGGAUGGGGGUCCAGGAAGAGAGUCCAGGAAAGGGGGUCAAGCAAAAGGGGGUCCAGGAAGGGGUGCGAACUGUCUCCUAGGUCAGUUCACUGGUGUGUCACUCAGUCUCCUGCAUCCCCCAGCCGGUUCAGGAACAGGACGACUCGGCCUCAAGGGCCGUUGGGAGGGGGGGACUCUCUUUGCCCCCCCAAUUCCCGCUUGUGUCUUCUAGGGGGGAACCUCCGAGCGAGGCAGCCUCUCCUUUGGCUCAUCCCGUUUCGCCGUUCACGCAGCAACCCCCGAGAUUGGCGCUGUGCAACUGGUCUGGAAAUGGCUAGAAACCUCCAAGGGCCUGAUCAGAGGAUCGUCCUGGUGGGCAAAACCGGAAGUGGGAAAAGUGCGACGGGAAACACCAUCCUGGGAAACAACGUCUUUGAGUCUAGGUUGAGUUUUAGGUCAUCAACAAAGAUUUCCCAAAGGGAGGAGAGCCUGUGGAAUGGCCGGAAGGUGGUGGUGGUGGAUACGCCGGGCUUUUUCGACCCUGGGGUUCCAGAGGCCCAAACUGUGAUGGAGCUCAUGAAGUCUAUGAAGUUUUGCACCCCGGGCCCCCACGUUAUUCUGUGGGUCAUGCGUAUUGGCUAUUUCACCCGGGAGGAGAAGGAGAUGCUUCAGCUGGUCAAAGAGGUGUUCGGUCGCAAAGGCAAGAAUUACCUGAUCCUUUUGUUCACCCGCAAGGAGGACCUGGAAGGGGAGACGCUGGAGGAAUUCAUAUCCAAAGAAAACGUCGCGCUUCGGGAACUGGUGGCCUACUGUGGGCACCGCUGCCUGGCCUUCAACAACAAGGCCAAAGGAGAAGAACGGGAGGCUCAGGUGGCCGAACUGAUGCGGAUGAUCGAUCAGCUCGUGUACAAGAACGGGGAUGCGACUUGCUACACGGAGGACAUGCUGAGGGCGGACAUAAACCACUUCAAAGAAAGGCGUGGUCCGGAAAUGGCUGGAAGCCUCCGAGGGCUCGAACGGCGGAUCGUCCUCGUGGGCAGAACCGGAAGUGGGAAAAGUGCGACGGGGAACACCAUCCUGGGAAGGAAAGUCUUUGGGAUGUCACCUAGGUCAGCUACAAAACGUUGCCAAAAGGAGGAGAUGCUGUGGAACGGCAGGAGGAUUGUGGUGGUCGAUACGCCUGGCUUCCCGGACACCGGGCAUCCAAACGCUGCCGACAUGAGCGAGUGUCUGAAGUUAUGCGGCCCGGGUCCCCACGUUAUUCUCUGGGUCAUGCGCCCCGACCGUGUCUCCCAGAAGGGGAAGGACGUGGAACGGCUGAUCCCCGAGAUCUUCCGAGAGAAAGGCAGGGAUUAUGUGAUCCUCCUGUUCACCCACAAAGAUCAGCGGGAAGGCGAACCGGCUGAAAAUCAACCGGAUCAAAAGGAAUUCCUGGCCGGCUGGGAGAACCGCUGCCUGGCCUUUAACAACAUGGCCGAAGGAGACGAACGGGAGGCUCAGGUGUACGAACUAAUGAAGACGAUUGACCGGGUCGUGUUUGAGAACGGAGACGCUCUUUAUUACGGGGUGAGAAGUGGCUCCUCCUCCUGUCCUAUCAUCUGGCCUGAUCAGAGGAUCGUCCUGGUGGGCAAAACCGGAAGUGGGAAAAGCGCGACGGGAAACACCAUCCUGGGAAGCAACCUCUUUGAGUCUAGGCUGAGGUUUUGGUUACCAAUAAGCCAAAGGGAGGAGACCCGGUGGAAUGGCCGGAAGGUGGUGGUGGUGGAUACGCCGGGCUUUUUCGACCCUGGGGUUCCAGAGUCCCAAACUGUGGUGGAGCUCACGGAGUCUAUGAAGUUUUGUGCCCCGGGUCCCCACGCUAUUCUGUGGGUCAUGCGUCUUGGCGGUAUCUCCCCCCAGGAGGAGAAGGAGACGCUUCAGCUGGUCAAAGAGGUCUUCGGUCGCAAAGGCAAGAAUUACCUGAUCCUUUUGUUCACCCACAAGGAGGACCUGGAAGGGGAGACGUUGGAGGAAUUCAUAGCCCAGAGAGACGUCGCGCUUCGGGAACUGGUGGCCUUGUGUUGGCACCGCUGCCUGGCCUUCAACAACAAGGCCAAAGGGAUAGAACGGGUGUUCCAGGUGGCCAAACUGAUGAGGAUGAUCGAUCAGCUCGUGUACAAGAACGGGGAUGCGACUUGCUACACGGAGGACAUGCUGACGGCGGACAUAAACCACUUCAAAGAAAUGCGUCGCAUGCGUGGCGUCUCCUCGUGUCGUCUCCUCUACUGCAACCCAGCCCACGCCAGGAGAUCUCCGAAGAACCCCAAAGUCCGAGAUUGGAUUCUGUCCGGGUCUCCUGCUCCAGCAGGGGGUUGGGCUCGGAUCGUCCACCAUGACCGGAAGCUGGGACCACUCCCUCCCUCCCUAACUCCCUCCCUCCCUCCCCUGCUGGCCAGCUGCCAAUCAACGUCUUCGGAGCGAUCGCCGGGUGGAUCCCGGAGCAGGAAGCCAAAAGGGAAAGCGAGGCACAGCGAAGAGGGGAUGGGAAGACACACACACACACACACACACACACACACACACACACACACCCUUGUCCCUCCCGCGCCCAGGUGGGGUUCGGACAAGAUCCCAGGUGGGUGGCUGCGUUUGACGCCCCCGGUUGCUUCCUGGGAUCCACCGGCGGCUCAGCUGGAAGAUCCGAAGAUCUCUCCGCCUUUCGGGCGGCCGUGGAGCUCUUCUCCGGCCUGGCGGGGCUGCCUGCUUGGGAUCCCAGAUCCAGACUUCCCUCGGGAUCUGCUUCCCGGCCCUCCCUGUCGGGGGAUCUCCCCCCUCCCGCUGAGGUUCCCCUUUCCCCGUGGUCAAGGAUCCACCCGCCGUUCAAAGGGCGAGGAGAUCCGGCCGAGAGGCGGCCCGGGAGAGCAGCGGAUCCAGCCGCCGAAGGGGAUCAAUCGGAUCCCUCCGUCCAGCAACCCCCGAGAUUGGCGCUGUGCGACUUGUCCAGAAAUGGCUGGAAGCUUCCGAGGGCCUGAUCAGAGGAUCGUCCUGGUGGGCAGCACCGGAAGUGGGAAAAGCGCGACGGGAAACACCAUCCUGGGAAGCAACGUCUUUGAGUCUAGGUGGUGUUAUAGGUCACCAACAAAGACUUGCCAAAGGGAGGAGAGCCUGUGGAAUGGCCGGAAGGUGGUGGUGGUGGAUACGCCGGGCUUUUUCGACCCUGGGGUUCCAGAGUCCCAAACUGUGACGGAGCUCGUGAAGUCUAUGAAGUUUUGCACCCCGGGUCCCCACGCUAUUCUGUGCGUCCUGCGUCCUGGCUGUUGGACGCAGGAGGAGAAGGAGAGGCUUCAGCUGGUCAAAGAGGUGUUCGGUCGCAAAGGCAAGAAUUACCUGAUCCUUUUGUUCACCCGCAAGGAGGACCUGGAAGGGGAGACGCUGGAGGAGUUCAUAUCCCAGAGAGACGUCGCGCUUCGGGAACUGGUGGCCCACUGUGGGCACCGCUGCCUGGCCUUCAACAACAAGGCCAAAGGAGAAGAACGGGAGGCUCAGGUGGCCGAACUGAUGCGGAUGAUCGAUCAGCUCGUGUACAAGAACGGGGAUGCGACUUGCUACACGGAGGACAUGCUGACGGCGGACAUAAACCACUUCAAAGAAAGGCGUGGCCUCUCCUCGUGUCGUCUCCUCUAACGGACGCCGAAAAGCCUCUCUGCUCCAAGGCGGUAGCCCUGUCCAAGGCCACAACCCUGCAUUUCCCCCCCUUUUAGUUGCAACCCAGCCCUCGCCAGGAGACCUCCGAAGAACCCCAAAGUCCGAGAUAGGUGGCGGAGUCACCCUGAGCCGAUUCCUUCUCCGGAGAACCCACUUCCUCCCCUCAGAUGACAGGAGUUUCUUCCAAGGGCAGAGGAAGAUCCCGCCCCCUCCCC